GGAUCGUGGAUCUCGAGGUAGGCGAGGCUUGUCAUCAAAAGAGAGACAAAUGGAGAGGAAUCUGAAGACAAGUUGUUAUGGCUCCAUCAUCCAAAUGGGUGCUUCUCUGCCAAGUCCUUUAUGAAAUCGCUUCAAAGAGAUUGCCUUCUUCGUCAAACACUGGUAAUACUGAAGAGUUCCCUUGAAAAAAAUUCGGGCAGGUUAAAGUUGGGAGCGUGCUUGAUGUGGGUUAUCUGGAAAACUAGGAAUGAUGUCAUAUUCAAUAAAGGAAAAAUUCAGUUGGAGAAGAUGUUACAGGAUGUUGCUUACUGGUAUACUCUGAACUCCUGUGAACUGAACACCUCGACCCUUCUAACUGAACAAGAUAAGUUAAAUUAUGUUGAUUGUGUAUGGGUUCCUCCAUCUCCACUCAAAAGGAAGAUCAACUUCGAUGGUGCAGCUGGCUCUAAAGGCUAUGCUUGUGCUGCAGUUUCCAGAAAAUCUCAGUCUGAAGUUGAUGGUUGUCUAACAAGAGUUCUAGAUAUCAGCUCUCCUGUAGAAGCUCAAACUCAAGGUGCUCUGCUGAAUGUUGAACUGGCCAUCAGUAUGGGGUUACAUCAUAUUAUUGUAGAAGGAGACUCUAUGCGAUACCGUCACUCACCUACUCCUUGGCGGAUCAAGAACAUAAUUUCCAGAGUUAAGGAAAAGCUAAGUUUGUUCACCUCUUGAGAGUUUAAUUUUAUCAAAAAGGAUGCCAAUAGUAGAUUAUGCUGUAGAACAUAACCCCUCUACGCACCGGUUAUUCCCUUCUCCUUCGUGUAUCCCUCACAUCUUGUGUGGGUCUUC
Molecule: messenger RNA, 825 nt
Organism: Papaver somniferum (opium poppy)
Lineage: Eukaryota; Viridiplantae; Streptophyta; Magnoliopsida; Ranunculales; Papaveraceae
Exons: 3
Coding region: 121-708 (195 amino acids)
Molecular function (GO): nucleic acid binding; RNA-DNA hybrid ribonuclease activity
Source: RefSeq, a predicted model, not a curated record